UUGCUCUAUUGACGGCACAGCGGCAUCAGCAAAAGCGCGCGGGAAAACUGUGUUCGGCCACCUUAAAGAUGACACAUUACCUAGGCUUAUCUGUUCCUAUCAGUAUUACACAGCACACUCUUUCGGCCGUUUAAAAAAUUGAUUAAAGGUGCUCUGCAUUUUAAAAUUACUUAAAUCGUUUACUAAACCAAUUUGAAAUUACGAAGUUUAAAGCCCGUACCCGAAAUUACCCAGCCAUCAUGAUGGACCAUAUUAUUAAGCAAAUACGUCAUGAGGGGCGUCAUGAGGGACGGACGUGUGUUUUAAUCCGAAGCGCACUAACCUCCCGAAAGCUCGGUUAUUUUUGUAUUUUAAGUCUUAUGGUUGAAGACACCAUGCUUACGCCGGCCAAGAAACGUGACCAACGUCCUUCUGAUGGAGAGAAAGUAUCUCCGGAUUCAAAAAUUCCUAGGCACAAAGAGGAUGACCACGCGAGUAAUCCGGAGAACAUGGCGGCGGCACCACAAGCUUCUCCAGAGUCUUCUUCCCCCGAGACAAAUUCUGACAUGAAAGAGAUUAAAGAAAUGCUUGCAGUUAUCCAAGGUCAAAUGGCUACAGUUCUGUCCGAUAAUAGGAAGAUACAACGAGACCUCGAAACACUUAAAGAGUCGAUGAACAUGCAGGACCGCGAGCUUAAACAAACACAGCAACAACUGACGAAAGCGGUCGCUCAGAGCGAUUUGCUAAGGAAGGAAUUGGAUGCUGCUCUUUCCAAACUCAGGAAACAGCAAGAGGAAAUCAACAGCAUGUGGUGUAAGCAGGACGAUCUUGAACAAUACUCUCGCAAAAACUCCUUGGAAUUGCAUGGAAUCCCACGCAGUACAUAUUCUUCCACCGAAGAGGCUGUGCUCAAAGUGACAAAUGCUCUCAAUGUCAUCGUGAGCCCUGAAGACAUCGAAAUAUCUCAUCAUAUACGGCUCAAGCACAGCGAAGCGAUUAUAGUAAAAUUUGUCAGCCAUAAAGUUAAAUCCCAAGUCUACAAAGCACGUACCAGGUUAAAGAAUGUAUCCUUAACUGGUCUCUUUCAAGACUGUCCAGCAUCUUCUCGAACCGAAUCAAACCGUAUACAUAUGUGUGAAAGUCUAACGGCCUACAGGCGUCAUCUCGCUAAUAAGUUAAAAACGAAACGGAGGAACAACGAACUUUUGAGUGUUUGGACGAUGGAUGGCAAGGUUUUUGUGAAGACGUCUCCGGAAGGCUCGCCAAUCAGAAUAUCCUGCGACGAAGACUUGGACAAUCUUUAAACUAUUCACUCGUCGAGGGAAGUAUAAACGUGAGAACCUGAUAACUAUGCUAUGUGUCUUUAUUAUUAUAAUUAUAGUGUUAAGGGAGGUGUUUGGAGCUUUUCGUUUUCGUUAGCCUCUUCCGUCAGGGACCGGACUUAAUCUAGUUUUUGGGAUCCAUUUAUAUUAUUUAUUUAUUUAGUUAGUUAGUUAGUUAGUUAGUUCGUUCG
Orbicella faveolata is the source of this 1492-nucleotide messenger RNA. RefSeq lists its product as uncharacterized. NCBI's taxonomy places the organism in Eukaryota, Metazoa, Cnidaria, Anthozoa, Scleractinia, Merulinidae. The record is from RefSeq and is a predicted model, not a curated record.